AGCUACAACAUGCAUCAACAUGCCAUGACAGCGACCUUGUUCCACCAUGGCCCGCUUUGGGCCCCGGGCGAGCUCGACGUUGGCUGCUUGGCAGCGGGUGUUGGGGGAUGAUGAUGAGCCGGCUGCCAAUGCCCGUGUGGCGUUGCAGCAUCAAGUGUGGCAGGAGAUGGUGGCGAAGACGAGUACCGAAGCCUUUCAGGACCCGGACUUCCGGCCUGGGCCACGGGCCAUCGAUGGCCGCCGGGAGGAGGUCUCGAGCAGCGGCGAUUUCUUCAAAGCGACCAUGAGCGAGGUCCUUCGCAAGGUGGCCCCACAGGAUGGUAAAGACGUGGUCUUGUGCCAUUGUGGUUUGGUUUGCGAGGUGCGGCAUGUGCAAAAGAAAGGUCCCACUCAGGGCCGACUGUACCAUACAUGUCCAUCGAGGCAGUGUCGUUUUUUUGAGUUUGCAGAUCAAGGCUCCACACGAGCAGCCUUAGAGCUGCAGUGGCGACGCUUUGCGGCCACAGGAGACUGGAAGGUGGUUUGCGAUGAGGGUUUUCGCCCCUCCGAUGUGCGACAGGGCGGUGUGGGGGACUGUUGGUUCAUGAGCGCCUUGGCCGUUGUGGCAGAGCGUCACGAUUUGAUGCGGAAGCUGCUGCCCAACUUGAACGAGGGCGCGGAGAGCGGAUGUCAUGAAGUGCGACUCUUUUUGGAUGGUCACUGGACUGCUCUGUUAGUGGAUGAUUGGCUUCCCACCACGGAGAAGCAACGGCGCCCCGAUGGGACCUCCUUGGCCUAUGCACGCUGUGCGCGACAACAGCUUUGGGUGUCGUUCAUCGAAAAGGCCUAUGCCAAGGCGCAUGGCGCCUAUCGCUUCAUCAGUGGAGGUGAAACCUCUGAGGCUUUGUUGGAGCUCACCGGCGCACCGACGGAAGUGGUGAAUUUUCAAGAUCCCACUUUUGAUCCGGAGCUCUUCUGGGCACGCUUGGUCUCCCUGCUGCAGGUGGGCUGUCCGAUCGGCUGCGGGACCAGCGCGUUGACGUUGGAGGAGCUUGGCUUGGUGGGACAGCACGCCUAUUCAGUCCUGGCUGCAGAAGAUGGGGAAGGCCUGGAUAGCCUAGAUGGACUCGGUGGCCUGUCCAGCCUGGACUAUAGUGAGAGGGUUACAUCCCGACAUGUGAAGGUACGUAACCCCUGGGGUGAGUGGACGCGGAGAGAACAGGAUGAAUUGCUCGCACAGCUGGGUGUGGCCAUCAUCCCAAGUGAUGGAUGUUUCUGGAUGAAUUACCAGGACUUCAUCCGUGGCUUUGCCUGUUGUGACAUUUGCUACGCUCGCGAUGGCUGGCAUGGCCGCAGCUUUGACUUGGCUUUCGAUACUACGCAAGUCGGCUCGCGAAGUGUGUUGAGGCUGAAAGCGCCGUGUAGCGGGGAGUGUUGGAUCAUGGGAAUCCAGCCCACUGAACGUGGGAAGCAGAUCAAGAGACCUCCAGGAUACUACCUCAAUGACCUCUCCUUGCUGAUCCUAGAUGACUCGGCAGAAGUCGUGGCGAGCUUUCUGGGUGGAGCACGCAGGGAUGUGUCUUGCAGUGUGAUGAUGGAAGCAGGUCGAGAAUAUGUGGCCAUUCCCCUCAGCUUCCGUGCCACGAAAAGGGGGCCUUUCGUGCUCCGCGUCUAUGCUGCCUCGCCCGUGGAAGCGCUCCUAGAAGCACCAUCCCCCGAGCUCACCUGGCAUGCCAUGCACUCCUUGCUAAUGGCACCAAAGCCCAAGACACAGAAACCCUUCCAACGGAUGGCAUAUGACUUUGGGGCCGGGCAAGUGGUUGUCAUAGAAGCUGAUUUUAUGGCCCUUGGCCUGGUGGUGAACAGAAAUCCUUUCUGUUUGGAGGUGGACUUCCAUGCCGCUGGCAACCAUACUGUGCUAAGAAGCCAAAGCGGCUUGUUGGACGGUCGAGAGGACCAGCAGCGCAACCAACGGCAUCAGGCAGCUGAAGCCAAAGCAAAAGCGAAGAUGAAGUCACAUGUUGGAAAGCCGAACUGGCAACUCUUUGAGUUCAAUGCCUUGGUGCCCAAGUACAGUCAAGCUUUAGCCUUUGUUGCUGUGGCUCAGUUGGAGACUUGGGAAUUCUCCCUGGAAAGCAUGGAGGCACAGCAAUCGUUGGAAUCACCUCCGGCAAUGCCCAGUUCCUCUCCCUUUGCAGCCGUAGCAUCCGAGGAACGCUUGGAAGAGCUGGAGGAUUUGGAGCUGCAAGCAGCUUUGUUGGCCAGCCAGGUGGACACAGAGGUUUCCGCGAACAUGGACGAGGAUGAUUUGGAGCUGGCUCUUCGGUUGUCAAUGGAAGCACUUCCUCAGGUGGUCUGCAACCGCUGGUCUCGGCGCAAGGCGGCGGCCAAAAUAAGAGCUCGCUGGGAGCCUGGAGGAAGGGGAUAG
Molecule: messenger RNA, 2407 nt
Organism: Durusdinium trenchii
Lineage: Eukaryota; Dinophyceae; Suessiales; Symbiodiniaceae
Source: the annotation of a GenBank genome assembly